This is a messenger RNA of Lactuca sativa (garden lettuce), 1691 nucleotides long. RefSeq names its product putative protein phosphatase 2C 6. Gene Ontology annotation, biological process: protein dephosphorylation. Gene Ontology annotation, molecular function: cation binding; protein serine/threonine phosphatase activity. Lineage: Eukaryota; Viridiplantae; Streptophyta; Magnoliopsida; Asterales; Asteraceae. The record is from RefSeq and is a predicted model, not a curated record.
CGUCGCCUCAUGUCCCCUUCAUACGUGUCAUCAUCUCAGUCCCCCUUUCUCCUUCAUUUUAUUUCACACAAUCAUCAUUCUCCAUUAACACACACAUUUCCACAUUACUACUGUGUGUGUGUUUUCAACAAUGCUCAUGGAUUCCGAAGACGGAGACGCUAACCACGUUGACUCGUUUGAGAUUUCGUCAGCGAGUUCAACGGUUUCAUCGUUAUUUAGCAGCAGCGACGUCGACGUUUCCAGCAAUCUCUCCAUAACCAGCAGCUCCUCCGGCGAGAUUUUAGCUGCGGCGGUGGUGCCGCUUACGUUGACCGUGGAACGGGAAGGUGAGGAAGGACGAGUAGCUAGGAAGUUGAAGAAGUGCGUUGGGAGGAAUAAGGGAGUCGCGUGGGGGUUUAGGUCCGUAAUCGGACGGCGGAAGGAGAUGGAGGAUGCGGUUGCGGUGGUGCCGGGAUUCAUGUCGCAUACGUGCGAUCGCGUCGGAGGAUGUACGAAUCCUGGUUCUGGAAACUCCGUCGAGAUCUCUCCGAUUCAUUUCUUCGGCGUUUACGAUGGCCAUGGUGGAUCACAAGUGGCGAAAUUCUGUGCAGAGCGAAUGCAUGAAGUGAUAGCAGAAGAGUGGGAUCAAGAAGCAUCUAACGGUUGUAAAUGGAAACAAAGAUGGGAGUCAGUGAUGUCCAGUAGCUUUGAAAGAGCCGACAAUGAAGUCUUAUCAGAGGCCGCAGCUCCUGAAAUCGUCGGAUCCACCGCAGUUGCGGUGGUGUUAUCCGGUUGCCAAAUCAUCGUAUCCAACUGCGGUGAUUCCCGAGCAGUACUUUUCCGAGGCACGGAAUCCAUCCCUUUAACAGUUGAUCAAAAGCCCGAUAGAGAAGAUGAACUCUUGAGAAUCGAAGAACAAGACGGAAAAGUCAUAAAUUGGAAUGGAGCAAGAGUAUUUGGAGUCCUUGCCAUGUCACGAGCGAUUGGUGACAGAUACUUAAGACCGUGGAUAAUACCAGUACCCGAAAUAACAUUCACAACAAGAACCGAUGAAGACGAGUGCUUAAUAAUAGCAAGUGAUGGACUUUGGGAUGUAAUGUCAAACACCGAGGUGGGUGAGGUGGCUCGCCGGAUUUUGCGGCGGCGGCGGCGGUCUGCCGCCGGUGAAGUACCGGCGGCGCAAGUCCUGGCUGACAGCCUGAUUGAAAUAGCUGUGGGAAGAAAUAGUUCGGAUAAUAUAUCGGUAAUUGUUGUUGAUCUUAAAUCAAAGAGAAAGCAUCAUCAUAUAUCAUCAUCAUCAUGAUACAUGAAACAAAAGAAUUUGUUAAACGAUCUGAACAGAUUAAGAGCUUAGAUUAAGAGCUUGUAUAAAGCUGACUGGUUUCCGAGUUGGUGAACAAGAUCAUAAGACCUAACUUUUACUUGGUUUUGAUCCGUUAUAUAUUCAGACAAAUGUUGAGUAUAAGAAACUGUGAUGAGUCAUGAUGAUGAUGUUAUUGGUGAAAAGAUGAGCAUUUAAUUGUGUUAUUUAACGUGUGAUUAUUGGUGCUCAUUGGUUUUGAUCAACAAGGUUAUUAUUAAUUUAUUUUGUUAUGUAAUUUAUCGAAGUUUAUCAACGUCAUAUGAUUAAUGUUCUUAUUUGACCGGUGGUCAAAUGACGUUUGAUGUUGGUGUAUUGCGUUACAACGAAAUAUAUUUUUGAUUAUUGAGCA